This is a messenger RNA of Patiria miniata (bat star), 3641 nucleotides long. Its product is annotated as disintegrin and metalloproteinase domain-containing protein 10-like. The transcript has 14 exons. Gene Ontology annotation, molecular function: metalloendopeptidase activity. Lineage: Eukaryota; Metazoa; Echinodermata; Asteroidea; Valvatida; Asterinidae. Bases 140 to 2413 code for a protein of 757 amino acids. Gene Ontology annotation, cellular component: plasma membrane. Gene Ontology annotation, biological process: membrane protein ectodomain proteolysis; Notch signaling pathway. The record is from RefSeq and is a predicted model, not a curated record.
CUGAGUCAUCUGUGUCAUAUUAUUAUGCCUACGCCUUGAAUGUUGCGAACUUCGUUGACAGGCGUCUCGGGUUUUUCAUUUCUUUGUACACAACUUUUAUUUUAAAUUAUUUUUUUAUAGCUGUUUUGUAAAGAAAAUCAUGUUGCUACGGUGCCUUUUACUUGCUGUUGGUAUCCCCACCGUUAUAUAUGCUGAACGUCUAGGGAAGUUCAUCAAGCAUUAUGACACGCUAAAUUACGAUUCCAACACGCUCCAUUUGAAGCAUGAGAGAGCCAGAAGAUCAACUUCAGAUGACAGAAGUGUUCAUCUGGAUUUCACUGCUCAUGGAAGGGAUUUCAAGCUUCGGCUUAAUCCCGGAGCACCCCACCUGUCUCCCAACCUGAUCCUUGAGACAACAGAGGGCGCCAGAUACCAUCAACCAGACUACCUGUACGUUGGAAAUCUCGAAGGUGAACCCGACACCAAGUGCCACGGCUCAAUCCUCAAAGGCCUCUUCUCAGGAACCAUCUAUGCAGACGGCGACACCUACCACGUGGAGCCCGCCCACAGGCACUUUGACACGCCCACAAAGUUCCACUCCAUCGUCUACAAGGGCACGGACGUGGAGCCCGCUGGAGGCUGCGGUUUGACCAGCGAGACUAUGAGAUGGAUGAAGAAAGUCCAGGAGUCGGGGGUUGAUGAGGAAACAAACGACGUGAAUCAGGAUUUGGCUCAGCAUAAUCACGGUCCCAACGAGAACCUGUACUCGGACCCCCAGAGUAGUCGAUCGCGAUCGCGGCGACAGAGCACCGACAAGAACACCUGUAAUCUAUACCUGCAGGCAGACCACACGUACUCUGCGUACUUCAACAACGAGGACUCAGAGGUCAUUGCCCAGUUCAAUAACUUCGUGGCCGCCGUCAAUGCCAUUUACGGCGACAACAAAUUUGGGACUUACAUGAACGUUGGGUUCAUGGUGGACCGAAUCAGGAUCAACGGCACUGCCGAGGAGGCUGACAACACCAACCCUUUCCGUUUCAGUAACAUCGGUGUGGAGAAAUUCCUGGAUCUGAAUUCCCUGCAGAAUCACAACGACUUCUGCCUGGCCUACGUCUUCGCCAACCGUGACUUCAACGAUGGCGUCCUGGGCCUUGCCUGGGUCGGAUCGCCAGGAAGUACGUCAGGUGGAAUCUGCGAGAGAUACAAGCUGUUCAGCAGUGGUUACCAGAGUCUGAACACCGGCAUCGUCACCGUCAAGAACUACGGUUCCCAGGUCCCUACUAAAGUCACGGAAAUCACCUUCGCUCACGAGAUCGGUCACAACUUUGGAUCGCCUCAUGACUACCCUGCGACUUGUAGACCCGGUGACAGCUCCGCCACCCGUAGUCAAGGCAACUACAUCAUGUAUCCCAGUGCCACCUCGGGCGACAAACCCAACAACAAGCAGUUCUCGGACUGCAGCGUCAAUAACAUGUCCCUGGUCGUGAAUGCCAAGGCCAGCAAAUGCUUCGUCUCCUCUGACCGACCAGUGUGCGGCAACCACAUCCUGAACGUGGACGAAGAAUGCGAUUGCGGUUAUGACGACCAGUGCACGGAUAAAUGCUGCAACGCCCGUCAGUCAGACAAAUCUAUGAGCGAGGACGUCAACGCUUGCAAACUGGCAUUUGUCAAUGGUGUCAAGGCCAAAUGCAGCAAAUCCCAAGGACCCUGCUGUGAUGGAGACACCUGUGAUUACACGGCUGUGAAUGCCAAGACUUGCAAGCCGGUUACCGACUGUAGUCAGGAGUCUAAAUGCAAUGGAAUAAGUGCCACUUGCCCAGAACCUGUCCACAAGGAAAAUCUGACUCUCUGCAAUAGCAACAAACAGGUCUGCCGAAGUGGGGAAUGCAGCGGUUCCAUAUGUGAGAGGUUUGGCCUGACUGAGUGUUACUGCAUAACCCUAGACGGAGAGCCGGACCAUUCAUGCCAUUUAUGCUGUCAGGAAGGAAAUGAUGAAAAUACAUGCAAGAGUAGUAUGAACAUCGGUGUCAUGGAUAAUUUCACUGCCACCUUCGGUGAGAUCCCCCCAGGCAGCGACUUGACCGACAAGGUCUUGUAUCAAGUACCGGGCGCACCCUGUAACCAGUUGCAGGGGUACUGCGACGUCUUCUACAAGUGUCGCAAUGUGGACUCCAACGGCCCCCUGUCCAGGCUCCGAGAUGCCAUCCUGAACCCUCAACUCUACAAGGAUAUCGCAGAAUGGCUCAAGGUCAACUGGUGGGCGGCUGUCCUGAUUGGCCUAGCUGUCAUCCUCUUCAUGGCUAUAUUCAUCAAGAUUUGCAGCGUGCACACCCCAAGCAGUAACCCUAAGCUGCCCAAGCAUCGCCAGCUGACCCUGCCGAGGCGACCCAAUUCACGCCAGCGGGGCGGCGGUCGCCCCAUCGAGAUGGCUUAGCCUGUCUGUUAUUGGAGGGCUCAAUAAGGUUUGGAAGUGUGAACUUGUGUUGUUCCCCUCAUAGCGAAGAGAGCACAGUAAAAUGCUUAAUGGUAUGUUAAAGUUGCAUUCCCCGUGCUAUUUUUCGAGAUUCAUCCCGAAAAAUAUAUUCAUUUUCUAAAUUUCUAUCAAUACAGAGGUUAUUUACUUUGAAUGAGACAUCAACCAAACGAAUCCGACCAUGUUUAGUGAUUACUUCGCAAUUUCAAAUUAUUGGCUGCCAGACAAUAAUUCUAUUCUCACGAAAUAGACUGGUUCCUGCCCCACAAUCAGUAUCGAUAAUGUACAGAUCGGGAGCCAGUCUGCUCGCAGAGCAGAUCUGUUUGUGUCCAAAACAAAAAGCUUUCUCUUUAAAGGGUUGCAGAUGUUCAUAGUAGAAUUUGUUUUAUUUGUUGAAGAGCAAAGGGAAUGCAACUUUAAUUACAACUGUUACUUCUUCAAUUUGUUUUAAUCCACAAGUUCAAGAUUUGGAUAAAUUUGAAGGUGAUUCUUACAUUCAUACAGUCUCACAUAUCCCGGGAGAAUUCUUGGUAUCAUUUCACAUUGGCAGAUAUUGGGCUGAAAAAAUGAAAUUAAAGAUUUAAAUGCGAAGAUUAGUCAAUAGUUUAAAUAUUGUGGAAGUAAACGAGGCAAGGUAACGAUCAAAUAUUGCGCAGCAUGACAAAAAAUGGUUAAUUACCCUAACUCCAUAAAGUAUAUGAGAAAUAUUCAAAUUUGAAGGAUUCAGGAAGGAUUCAGAACUUACUUUUCCAGUUUCAUCACAGAAACAUUGUUUUGAGGAUACAACUUUCUAAAUUAUGCCUUGUUAUUUCUAGAGUCUGAGCGUUUGUUGUCACUUUUUGUCAAUGUGGGAUUUUUGUGUAUCAAAGUGUCAGGUGAUUCUGGUCGUUUUAUUGGUCAGUUGAUGACUUGUGAAAGACAGAAAUUUUCUUAAAUGUGCUUGUUGCAAAAAUUUUCAAAAAGACUGCAUGGGUUUUGAAUGUAAAGUAUCAAUCAAUCUUUUAAAAUGAAUAUCAGAAGAAUUAUGUAAUUGGAAUAACAAAAUGAUCCAUGGAACGAUUCCCUUGAGAAUACAGCUUUACAAACAUUUCAUAUUUUUUUAUAUACAUGUGUGUUGCAAAUAGAAAUCAUCUUCACCCAAAGAGGAGGGGGAAAAAUCGUUUGCAUGCCCACCAAAAGUGAAACGACU